This is a messenger RNA of Scaptodrosophila lebanonensis, 1654 nucleotides long. It is a transcript of the gene NitFhit, whose product is annotated as nitrilase and fragile histidine triad fusion protein NitFhit. The coding region runs from base 119 to 1531 and encodes 470 amino acids. Gene Ontology annotation, molecular function: hydrolase activity, acting on carbon-nitrogen (but not peptide) bonds, in linear amides; bis(5'-adenosyl)-triphosphatase activity. Gene Ontology annotation, biological process: nucleobase-containing compound metabolic process. NCBI's taxonomy places the organism in Eukaryota, Metazoa, Arthropoda, Insecta, Diptera, Drosophilidae. The transcript has a single exon. The record is from RefSeq and is a predicted model, not a curated record.
AUUGCCCAAGCAUUUACAUAAACAAAUUCAUAUGUAUGUAUGUAUUAGAACAUACACAUAUGUAGAUGAAUAACUGCCCGUCAAAUAAAGUGGCCAGCUACAGCUAACAGCAAUCUCAAUGUCAAACUUGGUUAAACUGCUCAGUAGGAGAACUGUCGUCGUUCUCAACAGUAAACAAUCGCGUAAAAUGGCUAGCAACAGUAAAGAAGCCGUUGUGGCUGUCGGCCAAAUGCGAGCGACAAGUGAUAAAAGUCAAAAUAUGCAGCAGGUGAAGGAGCUGGUCUCGCGCGCCAGGGCUCAAGAAGCAAAGAUGUUGUUUCUGCCUGAGUGCUGUGACUAUGUGGGCGAAAGCCGGCCACAGACCUUAGAGUUGGCUGAGCCCCUUACCGGCCCCACAAUGAGCAAAUACCGAGAACUGGCCCGCUCCAAUAAACUCUGGCUUUCCCUUGGUGGCGUACAUGAACUGACAGGCGACAACUCUUCGGAAUGCAAAAUAUACAAUGCUCAUGUUAUGAUUAAUGACCAGGGCGAGGUAGCGGCGAUCUAUCGAAAGAUGCACCUGUUUGAUGCGGAGACCAAGGAUUUCCGGCUGCGCGAAUCAGACACUGUAGCGGCGGGAAAAAGCCUGGAGCGCCCUGUAAGUACCCCUGCUGGUGAGGUAGGCUUACAGAUUUGCUACGACCUGCGCUUUGCGGAGCCCGCACUGAUUCUUCGAAAACUUGGCGCCCAGCUCCUCACCUACCCGGCUGCAUUUACGUACGCGACCGGCAAGGCGCACUGGGAAAUCUUGUUACGGGCCAGAGCCAUUGAGACACAGUGCUUUGUGGUGGCUGCUGCUCAGCAGGGUUGGCACAACAAAAAGCGGCAAAGUUGGGGCCAUGGUAUGAUUAUCAAUCCGUGGGGAAAGGUGCUAGCCGACUGUGGAGGGGAACAGGAGCUCGCAGUGGCUACAGCAACUAUCGAUUUGGGUAGCCUGGAAUCGCUCUACCAGAGCAUGCCAUGUUUCGAACACCGCCGGAACGACAUCUACAGUCUGACAGCAUACAAUUUACCUACCGCCACAACCGAUGGGUCCUCGUGCGAAGAUCGCAUGUUCGCCGGCAACAAGGUGGACAUGCGCACAAUAUUCUACGAGUCGGAGCAUUGCUUUGCCUUCACAAAUCUUCGCUGUGUUGUCCAGGGACAUGUGCUUGUCUCUACAAAACGCAUCACGCCACGCCUCAAUGGGCUAAAUUGCGCUGAAAUGACCGACCUAUUUGCCACAGUGUGCAUGGUGCAGCGUCUGUUGGAGAAGCGUUACAACACCACCUCUGCCACAGUGACUGUGCAAGAUGGAGCAGAUGCUGGACAAACUGUACCUCACGUGCACUUCCAUGUGAUGCCCCGGCGCACCGGCGACUUUGGUCACAAUGAUCAGAUUUACGUAAAAUUGGAGGAGCGCACAGAGAACAUGCCCCCACGGACCCUGGAUGAACGCAUUGACGAGGCUCAAAUGUAUCGGGACAUGUUGCGAUCGAGCAACAAUUAUUAAAAAGUGCCCUCCUUUGUGUUUUGUUUAUACUGUUAUUAAAGACAAACAUGUUUCCAAAAUGUAAAUAUUGAUGAUUUAUAUUGCAACUGUUGCAUUCACAAUAGACAGUAAAAUAUAUGCAUA